Messenger RNA from Caenorhabditis auriculariae, 1905 nucleotides. The record is from the annotation of a GenBank genome assembly. Lineage: Eukaryota; Metazoa; Nematoda; Chromadorea; Rhabditida; Rhabditidae.
AUGAUCAAACGGGUCGCCCUUUUGCUUCUGUGCCUUUUCGUCGUCUUCUCGCGCUGUCAAGAAGACGUCCCUGAAGAUGUGGAUCCGCCUUUGCCAGUCGUCGUGGCUAACGAAACGACGUCUCCAGCGGCCAAAGAAGCGGCUCCAGAAGUCGUCACUCCUCUCCUAACAACUCCCAACAAAACAGUUAUUGCUCCAACAUCUAGAAUCUCACGUUUCCAAUGUUUCAGGCAGAAAUGAAAGCAGACAUUUCCAAGAAAGAAGAGCUUCUGACCGGCAAAGAGGUUUCUGGGCGCAUUUUCGGAUUUUUUCAAUAAUCAUUUUAAGUCAACUUUCGCAGCGACGGAAGCUUUGUUGCUGAGUACAUUGGCUGCAGGUUUCUUUGUCAAAUUUAGAAAGAAAACAGGAAAAUACUCAGAGACAGAAGCGCCGGAAGCGAAAAAAGAAAAAGAAAAAGAAGGAGCGCCGGAGUUUGAACGAGCCGAAGAGCAGGUGGAAGGCGGCAAAGGCGAGGAGGUGAUUAUGCGAAAAAAGAGACAGCUUAUUGAGAUCUGCUGUAAUAUAUUGAAUGGACAAUACUUUCAGAGAAACUAAACUGUUAAAGAAAAAGUAUACGGCAAGAAAAGGUUCAGAAGUUUUAGUAGCACAUUUGUUUUCAAGCUAGCAUUUGCUGGUACGAAAAAGUAUAAUGUUUUCCGAUCGUCGCCAUGAAAUAUCACGGUUUUGCAUAGAAACAUUCCUGAGAAGUCAAUAAUUUAUGAAGUUCUGAGUUUAAAUCGAUUGAACAUCGAUUCCAGGAUCCUGACGCAAACGUCGAUAAGCCGGAAAAGGUGGAUCCCCCGAAAGACGAGGCCGACGGCGCCGCCAAGGAAGACCGCGAGACGGCCGCUGCCGGACAGGUGAAAAGUUUGCUUCUUUUUUGAGUUUCAAACCUCCUUUUGAGUUAGUUUUUUUUUAAGAAAACGAAAAACUUUGAACCAAAAAAGGAUCCAUUUUUACCGAAAUGUUUUUCAUCUGAGCAUCCAGUAAAAAAAUGUCUUUUUUUUUUGAAAAUGUUUCUGAAAGAGCGCUGUUGUGCGAACACAUUUCUUUUAAUUUUAAAAUUUUAAAUGAAGUCACCUCUAUAUUUAAUAAACUGGGAAUUUCGUUCGGCGAAUCUGAGCGCCGUGCUGCAAUGUGAUGAUUCGCAUGCAGAGCGGUCGCGAUGCGUUUUUGGCCGCUAAAAAAAAUUGAAUUAACCGCAUUUCUAUGGUAAAAGUUUUUAUUUGUUUGUUAAGAAACUGAAAAACUUCCGACAGAAAUUCCUAGGAAUGGAGGAAUACAAAGUAUGAUCAUAGUAAGUUUCUCACUAGUCGAAAGUAAUUUGAAUCUGCCUGAAAAAGUUUUUGAAUAGUCAAAAUAAUGUAAUCUGAGAAAGAACAAAUGUGUUUGAGGUGGGCGGAAGCUUACACGAGGCGGUAGAAGAGGCCAAGGGGAAUCCCGUGUUGGAAACGAAGCCGGAAGGAGCGAAAGUCGACGAUGACGACAUUCAGACCCUCGAGCCGCAUCCUCAGACGGCGCGGUCCAGUCGCUAUCAGAAAGUCGGUCUCAUCGUCAUCCAUCCCUUGAGUGACCUCUUCAGCAAAGCUCCGAACUGAAACAGCCUCCGGUCAACUUUGACGACGACGAUUCGACGGGAUUCAUGACAUUCUUCCUCAUCGGAAUGUUCCUUGUCGUCGGCGUCUACCUCGUCCAACACAACAAGAAGAAGAUCCUCGGCGAGUUUCUUGAACUCCCUCAAGAAUCAUCAAUUUAUUUGCAGGACUUGUAUUCGAAGGUCGUUCCGGCCGCUCUUCGUCUAGACGGGGAAACGUCCGCUACAAGAAACUCGACCAAAAUGACACUCCGAAUGACGUCAUUUUCUAA